AGGCUAGGCUUCUUCAGCUGAUGCUACUGCAAUAAUGGACCCUUGCUAAGGAUGGGUCGGGCGGACUUGGCUCCGUUGAUCCUAUUCUCAGUGGGUAGUAUCGUACCACCGACCAAUCAAUCUCAUCUGACAUUGAUGGGAAGUCCCUUUGUAGACGACUAGCGAGAAUAACAAAUACUCUGGUCAUCUUCAUCUGUCUCAGUGUCUACAACUCUCUCUCGUUUGUAAGUUCCGCUGUCAGACGUUGAGCCCGGGAGACUCAACGAUACACUCUUCGCCAUCCCCCUCGCGACCGACACAUGUGAUCAGAGGAACCAUCGCUUUCGACAGAGCAAGGUCACGGCAUAGUCGAGCAGGCGGUCAGCCAUGAGUACGGUUGGCACAAGGAUACGUCGUUCCUCAUUUGCGUCAUCCACGACAGAUGAAGCGGUCGCCGACGACUCUAGUCACGAUGCGAUGGCUCCAAUCAUCACCGAAACUGGAUUCAUCAUUCCUGCUUCUGCCCGACCCAUCAUAGACGCCCUUGCUAGAAAGUCUGGGUCGUUCAAGCUGCAUCAGCGAACAGUCAUAACUAUCGAUACGAUCACCAAGAGCGAUUUGGAAAGCUCACCAGAAGACCCGGAACCCGAUAUUGAGACAGUUGUGACCUAUGCGCCGGUCGACCUCUGCUCAACUCAGCGCUUGUCUUCGUCUCCAUACGAUUCUAUGCCAUUCUCCAGUGGAAUCAAAGCCAAUCACUGCGCAAAACACGUACAGGAUGUGCAAUUGGCCAAUUUAAGCACAGCUCCAUGGAUGGUUCAAACAGCCUGGAUGGCCGAAUAUGAGAUUCCUGAAAGCCCUUCCCGAUGGGCGAGUGCUUCAUUCAUCGGCAUUCGCCAUAGAGCGCGGCUGAUGAUUGCAAACGAAGCACCACUAGAAUCAAUAAUCGGACCUACCUCACUGCACAGGCUCCUUGAUGACCGCGUUAGAGAUCCAGACCUGCAAUGGAAUGUAUCCGACUGGGCGCAAGAUUUCAUGAGCAAUUUUCCACACAUGAAUAUCUCAGAUAAAGUCGCAUGUUGGGCAAUUCUAUGGAAGGUCCUUCGAUGGCAGACCUUCCAAUCAAGAGCGACUUUCGAACAAGUACCCGGAUGGUGUCGGCCCAGUCCUUCGGAAAUGUUUUGUCCGCACAUGCCUAUCAUCAUUUGUCUUGCAUGGCCCAAACUGCGUCGUUUCUUCGUCGAACAAGCCAGUAAUGCAGACUGGGUGCAAGCUGUUAUGGGCAGUAUUUCGGUGUCGUGGCCGUAUGGCGAAGAGACGGUCUUCAAGACCGAGGCGAAUGGCGCCCUGGCGAUGAGCGACGCUUUUGAGGCUUGGAUCAAUGAUGGCAGUAACUGGUCAUUGAGCGCUGCCUCCGCUAGAGCCAUGAUUGGUAUUGAAGGUAGAGCGCGUGUAAGAUGA
Messenger RNA from Aureobasidium pullulans EXF-150, 1440 nucleotides. RefSeq lists its product as uncharacterized. Bases 367 to 1440 code for a protein of 357 amino acids. The transcript is spliced from 2 exons. The record is from RefSeq and is a predicted model, not a curated record. Lineage: Eukaryota; Fungi; Ascomycota; Dothideomycetes; Dothideales; Saccotheciaceae.